Molecule: messenger RNA, 1004 nt
Organism: Fopius arisanus
Lineage: Eukaryota; Metazoa; Arthropoda; Insecta; Hymenoptera; Braconidae
Exons: 5
Coding region: 74-967 (297 amino acids)
Source: RefSeq, a predicted model, not a curated record
UGAGUAUUCGACAUAUUAAAUUUUUGUACUCUGAAUUCUUCGAUAUGAUGUUUUAUUAUUGCUUCCAUCAAUAAUGGCAUUCACUUACGAGUUAUUUCGCAUUAAUGGUCAGUCCAUGAGAUUUUCUUUAGUUGGUUACACCGAGAUUGAGGUUCUUCAGAUGGCUACGAUUGUUGAAGCUUUUGGUGGAAAGUUGUCGGAACCAGGGGAUAAUACCCUCGUUUUUUCGUACCCUGGGGCUCCAAUCGGUGAAAAUUAUUCUCAUUUCGAUAGCAAAUUUCUUUUUGACAGUGUGACGACAGGUAAACUUCAGAAAUUGGAUGAUUACAGGAUUCCAUUGACUGAGACGAACAGUUCACUCCAAGCCGAGGAUUUCAAUUCGAUUAACCAUAAAACACGCACUGAAUCUAGUUCUGAAAAUGAUCCUGGGAAAUCUAAAAGCGAAAAUAAUCUGUAUAAAUCGACAGCAGCAGCUGCAGAGCCCUCGAUCGAAGCAAUCGCAGCUAGAGAUGAAAAGCACCUGCAAGAGACUUCCCGUAGGAGCAGAAAUAGGAAGCAGAAGAGAAAGUCUUCUUCUUCACCUUCUAGAGAAAGAGCCGACGAAAAAAAAGUCGAACUUUUUCCGAGCCAUGCAAAUUUAUUGGUAAAACGUAAAUACUUGCCAGAAGAAAAUCAAAAAAUUAUGGAUUAUAUAAUUAAUAACAAGAUGAUCUCUUUCGUUGGAUCAUCACUGCUUUGGAAGAACAUGGAAGCGAAGCAACUCCUAACAAAUCCGACUCGCACGUGGAAAGGCUUGAAGAGUCACUUCAAGGAUUAUCUCCGAGAUAAUGUUGCAGACUAUACAGAUGAUCCUGAUGUCAUUAGGCAAUUCGCAGAGGAAAGGGCACAAAGGUAUUUGGACUUCGCAGAGCGUAUGGCCAAUGCCAAUAGAGGAUCUGCAAAAUCUAUUUCCCAACCUCAUCAAUAAAAAUUCAGCAGUCUAAUGAUAAAAAUAAAAGCAAAGU